This is a messenger RNA of Triticum turgidum subsp. durum (durum wheat), 891 nucleotides long. NCBI's taxonomy places the organism in Eukaryota, Viridiplantae, Streptophyta, Magnoliopsida, Poales, Poaceae. The record is from the annotation of a GenBank genome assembly.
AUGGGGGCGCGGAAGGGGACGCGGCGCCGGCACCUCCGGUCGCUCUGGGUGGAGGUGGCGGCGGCGCGGCCGGAGAAGGCUGGCGCUGAUAGGACCGCGACGGUGAAGGCAGAAAGCUGCUCCAGGAAGAAGGCUAAGGUCGGGCCCGAGGCCAAGGCUGCGUCCUCGAAGAUCACUGUCACCUUAGACCCCAAGUUGCUGGAGUGCUCGGUUUGUUGCAGCCCACUGGUUGCUCCCCUUUCUCAGUGCGCAAAUGGCCAUAUCACAUGUUUCAACUGCUCCUCCGAUCUGAACUACAGUUGCAGCUUGUGUUCUGGGCCCGCCAACACCCACUGCAGUGCCUUGGAGCGCAUCCUCGGCGGCCUGGCCGUGCCGUGCUCGUUCCAGGAGCAUGGGUGCACCGAGAUGAUCCCGUUCACGGAGAAGCUGGCCCAUGAAGAGUCCUGCCUCCAUGCCCCAUGCCACUGUCCCGUCGCUGGCUGCUGCCCCUACCCCGGCCGGUCCCUGCGCGACCACAUCAACGCGGAUCACCCUACGAUCCAGUACACCCGCAUCACGGCCGGCCGCCUCUACCCCCUGAGCAUGCGCCAUGACGAGCCGGCCCGCCUUGUAUCCCUCGGCAGCAAGGCAGUCUUUCUUCUUGUGGUUGACCGGAGCAUCCCGUCGGGGCUCACAUUGUCGGUGAUCCACCUCAUGAGCGACCCGAUCGAGAGGGAGGAUUUCAAGUACAAGAUCCAAGUGCAUACGCAGACGGGCAUUCUCUCUCUGUCCGGCGAGACACAGAGUGUCAGUCGACUGAGGGGGCCUUACCAGGCUGGCGCGUCGCUGUUCGUCUCGGACACCAUGUGGUCUCCCCCAGAUUCUCCAGUGUACCUCGAGCUGAAAUGCUAA